AUGGCCGCCACCAUGCUGAGCAAACAUCAGACGCCCGGAUAUCGGGAAGCGCCCAUGGACCCUGCUCCGUACGUGGAUGCCUUGGGCAAUCCAUUGCCCCCCAUUCGCAAGCUUGAUGACCUUCCAAACAUCAAGGACACGCCGCCUGAAUCGAGUGCCGCUGAAGUCGAAGGACCGAUUUCUGGCACAAGCGCUUUGAUCCAGGUUGAUAGCGGACCUUCCAUUUCACAACCCGAGGAGGACUCUCCACGCAACAAGGCCCGCUCCGCUCGGUUGGAUAAGCCUGCAGAGAAGCCUGUGGUUAUGGUGGCACAUGAGCGCGGGCCUCCCAAUUCCUCCCGCAGCGACCGGCAGGGCUCACAUUCUUCAGCUGGCAGCCGUGGCAGCCGCUCAGGCGUUGAUGCUGCAGGUGAGGGCUCCAAGAGUUCCAAACCUCGACCGAAGGCACGCCCUGUCAGUCCUGUUUCACCAGCUGCCUGUUUCACCGCCAUGGCGACUCCUAAGCCCAGUCUCACUCGAUUGGAGACCAGAGCCGUUGAGGAAGAUGCCAGGAAGUGGUACGAAGAGUUUUGCGAAUGGAUCAGAAACCGCGGCCAAGAACUGGAUUACGUGGAUCUCGACAAUCAGCUGUCCGAGUAUCUGCGGGAGAAGUACUUCGAAGGGAGCCCAAGGUCGUUUGCUGUAAGCGUGGUGAAAGCUGUGAAGUUUGAAGUCCCGCCAGAAUUGGGCCGCAACCAACUCUGGAGAGCACGAAGUGCUUGUGCCCGGUGGGAUUCCUCCUUUGGUCCAUGGACAGAAAGUGAUCCAGAGAAGGUGAAAGCCAACGUUUCGAUGGCCUUCCGCACCCCCGCGCUGUUGCACUUCCUCGGCUCCUCACUGGGCCUCUUUGCGCUGCUCAACACGCAACGGCUCUUCAAAGCGAUGGUGACGGCGGUGGAUAAUGCAAUUUGCCGUGUCUAUGCGGAUGUGGGUAUCACUGGCGGUCACAAGCUGCUGGAGGAUUUUCGACACUUCUUUACCCGUCAGAUGUUUGGAGAUGAGGAGAAAGAUGGUAACACGGAGGUGUUUGGCCAGGAGCUCUGCGAAAUCAUGAUUGACACCGUGGGUUUGCUGUUCAACCGCUACCACCGGCGUUUUCAGGUGACCCACGGGUUGAACCUCCAAGAUGGCAACAAUUUGGAGUGGACCAUCCAAACUGGUGGAUCCCAAGCUGAUGUCAGCUUCCUUGGCGAGAGCUUCCGGCGAUUCUUGGAUCCCCAGCAGGUCUCGGAUGUGCUUCAGCUGUUGAACCCCAAAAGCCUUGCCACGAUCUCGCAGCUCUUCCCAGAUGCCAAGUAUGACGUGGCAUUUCUGCAGGAGACCUUUGAAGCCUUCAAUGAAGAUGCCGUUUAUAACUUGAAGGACACCCAUUUUCUGCAUCAAAUCCGAGGCACGCGCCAGGAGUGUUAUUUAUCACGGCCGAAGAAUGGGGAGUACCUGCCGGACAAUAUGAACCACUUGUUGAAGACACAAAAACAUUUGGAUCCCACCAGGGUGAAAUUCUACACUCAGCAACUUCAAGAGGCCUUGAAGGCGGGUCACCGUGCCCGUCCCACCGCCCUGGUGCUGGAUUUCUUCAUGGACGGUCAGAUCCAUGACGUGCAGCCCGACGAGGAUCCGGCGCUCCGUGGGCCCGGGGGCCGCCGAAAGCAACAGCGUCGGGUGGACGCCUGCGAUGAGAAAUUCAUGGAUUCAUGCAGGAAGGCCUGGUUCCUAUUGGAUGGACAUCACAAAGUGGAAGCUGCAGCUCAACUGGGUUGCAGUCUCAACUUUUUGGUCAUCUCACCCUGCGCGGAGCCUUACACACCUCUGGAAGCUACGGAUGAAUAUGCAUCGCCACUGACUCGAAAGGUAACCUUUCCUUUGUUGUGGCCUGCUGGUACCCAAGAGGACCUUUGCAUCAGGUGGGCCGAAGGAAACCUCUGUAAGCACAGCCCGAUGCUGAUCAGCAGCGCCAAAGAACCACCGCAGGCGUGGCAAGAUGUCGUGGGAUGUACCUGUUUCUUCAAGGACGAGUGGUUCCCAGCCUGGGGUUUUCGACCGAUGGCCGCGAGGAAAGAGGCAGGUCGUCGAGAGAUGCUCGAGAAACUCUGGGAGCGCUUUGGAAAGGAGCACGAACUCUUUACAACUUAUGCGCGUGCAAGGAUAGAGGAUCUUCCUGAUGCUUUGCAGGAGGAAGCAUCGGGAUCUGCACUUGUGCCCCCAGAGGUGGCAGAGGAGUUGCAGGCCAAAUUGGAUGAAUGCCUUGAUACCAUCAAGUGGUGUGCCUCCUCCAUCACCCGUGACAGCCUGCAGGACGUGAAGAACACGAACCGGCCUGCACCGGUGGUGAAGGAUGUCUUAGAGGCAGUGUCAAUCCUUCUGGCUCAACCUGAGACUAGGUGGGACCGGCUGAAGCAGAUGAUCAGCAAACCUCAAUUCUUUGACAAGUUGCAGCGGUUAGAUUUCCAACGGAGCAUCUCCAAAGAGCAGUUCAAGAAGCUGCGCGACAAAUUGGCCAAUCCACACUUUGACGAAGAGCUGAUCAAGACCGUCAGUGUGCCUAUGGUGCCGUUGGCAAUGUGGUGUCGAGCAAUCGGCGUCUACUUGUCGAAGACAAAGUAUCGAGGUGGUCCAGAGAUUCGUCCUGUGGCCGGUGCGGGUGCAACACCUCAGCUGCACUACGAAGAACGGCGAGAGAAGGUAGAGAUGAGCAUUCAGCCUGACCUGAGCGUUCUGAGUGAUGAGGAGCUCAGGCAACUGGCGCUGGGUACGGCCUGGAUGAUCGGCAUCGUGUUCGGUGCUGAGUAUGAUGAGAAGCCCAUCAACUCUCAGCCUGCACUGGCACAGCAAAAGUGGGCAAUGUCAGUCUUGGCCAAUCCUAUUGUGCUUGGACAGGCGGUGCAACAGGGGCUGUUUAACUUUGGCAGAAUGAAGAGUUUGAAACAUUGCAUGUCGAAUGCAUGUUGA
Cladocopium goreaui is the source of this 2988-nucleotide messenger RNA. The record is from the annotation of a GenBank genome assembly. Lineage: Eukaryota; Dinophyceae; Suessiales; Symbiodiniaceae.